Messenger RNA from Saprolegnia parasitica CBS 223.65, 401 nucleotides. RefSeq lists its product as hypothetical. The transcript has a single exon. Lineage: Eukaryota; Oomycota; Saprolegniomycetes; Saprolegniales; Saprolegniaceae. The record is from RefSeq and is a predicted model, not a curated record. The annotation marks the transcript as partial.
AUGGCCAGCGAGCGUGGCGGCAGCUUCAACUUCAACUACGGCGGCGGGCGCGCCAAGUCCGAGAGCGCGCGCUUCGAGGGCCUGCGCGGCUUCUUCGCCUGGGAGGACGAGACAGACCCCGCGUGGAAGGCCGCGGUCAUGGCCCAUGGCGGCGGCGUGCCCAAGUUUGCGACCAAGGCCGAGUGCGAAGAGUUCGUCAAGGCGCAGUGCGCGCCGGGCUCGAACCCCGACUUCCCGAACCUCCAGCACAUCUUCACGAUGCUCGUGACGUGGAACCAGAUCCGCGAUAUCCUCUUGCCGGCGAUGGCCAUGGUCGACGCCAAGUACCCGUACGUGCCCCACCGGUCGCCCGUCCGUCCCGAGAACCGGUUCGUCGACAGCGCGGUCGAGAGCGGCGUCAC